AUGUUUUAUCACCUAUUCACUAUUGGAUAUUUGAUAGCAAAUGUAAAAUCUUUUCCUGUAUCAGCCUCAACUCCAAUUGAUCGAUUUGCGAAAGAUUUUCUUUUCCAAUUUGGAUAUUAUGAGAAUCAUUUGGGAUAUGGAGAAGAUGUGAAAAAUAAUGAAGAAAUGACGAGAAAAGCAAUUAGUGAGAAUGUGACGAAGGAGGAGAUCAGAGCCGCUGCUCGUUUAGCCUUCGACAAAUGGGAAGAGGUGACUCCUCUGCAAUUUCACGAGGUUCCAUCAAAUGGAACACUUAAACUCAGCUUCGAGAUAGGCGCUCACAAACGACCCGGUUAUUUGUGUGAUCCAUUUGAUGCUGAUGGCCCAGUCUAUGCCCAUACCCUCGAGAAACUCGGUCUUGUUCAUUUCAAUGAUGAGAAGCAAUGGACCUUUCGGAACCAGAGACAGAUUGUAAGCGGCUUCCUCGACUUGAUCGCCGUUGCAGUACACGAGAUCGGCCAUGCAAUCGGGCUCAAUCAUUUGCCAAAUCCCGAUGCAAUCAUGUAUUCGGUCUAUGAUACGGAAAUCAGACGUAACGGGAAAUACGUUGAACCAAAGUUACAUCAGGAUGACAUUGACGCUGCUCAAAGAGUUCAUGGGAGUAAAACAACCGCCACUACAGCCGAUGCAGCCACUACAGUAGCCACAAAAAUUGCUACUCCUUCUACUCCAGCCGAAACAACUAAAGCCUCACCGAACCGAGUCUCAUCGUCUUCUUGUCCAACAAAAAUCGAUCAUUUCUUUGCAGUAGCAGACCAGGAAUUUAUUGUUGAUGGAGCACAGCUUUUUCAGCUAGAUCAUUGGAGGAUUGAAAAGGUUUUGCCGAUUCACAAAGUUUUCCCCAAAAUCCCCCAAAAUAUUGAUGCUAUCGUUUUCGAGCCAAUCAACAGGAAAGUAAUCUUUUUCACGAGAACUGAGAAUGGUUCUUAUGCUUAUAUCUACUUCUUCAGUCUACAUUUCAAUGAAUAUUUGAGAGAAUAUGAGCGAUUAGUGCGUGGCUAUCCGACCAAUGUCACUGGAGCUAUUCAAGCCUCGAACGGAAAGAUUUUGCUCGUUGAUCAAAACAGCAAUUUAUUCGAACUCAAUGUGAUCACAUUCAACGUGACCGUUUAUCAGGGAAAAGAUUUUCGAUCGUUUCCACGAAAUGUCAGGGGGGCUUUUCAACUCACCGAUGAAAUCUAUCUCUUGAUGAAACCCCGAGAAUUCAUCGUUUACAAUCGAGUGACAACCGAUGCCGAAGGGAAUUCCAUCAUAGAACUGAUGUGU
This is a messenger RNA of Mesorhabditis belari, 1305 nucleotides long. The record is from the annotation of a GenBank genome assembly. NCBI's taxonomy places the organism in Eukaryota, Metazoa, Nematoda, Chromadorea, Rhabditida, Rhabditidae.